This is a messenger RNA of Drosophila kikkawai, 1231 nucleotides long. RefSeq names its product Glutathione S transferase Z2 (gene GstZ2). The record is from RefSeq and is a predicted model, not a curated record. Lineage: Eukaryota; Metazoa; Arthropoda; Insecta; Diptera; Drosophilidae. Gene Ontology annotation, cellular component: mitochondrion; cytoplasm. Gene Ontology annotation, biological process: glutathione metabolic process; L-phenylalanine catabolic process. Gene Ontology annotation, molecular function: glutathione transferase activity; maleylacetoacetate isomerase activity.
AGAAAAACAAAACAAAAGCAUGCCAAAUGCCCAUGAUUAAACCAGUUUGACUAGGCAUGACUCCGAGUCUAAAUACAACUCGUUAUCAGCGGCAACCUGUUCUGUGUUAGGCUGUGCCCCUCGAAUUAGAAUAAAUAGAUUUCGUAAUAGAGCUCUGUGGGCCGGUCCCGUCAUUUUCAGUUCAUUCGCUGUGCUAAAAUGUCUACAAAUUCGCUUGUUUCCUCCUCCAAUGCCUCCUCCUCCUCCGAUACACAGCCAAUACUCUACUCGUAUUGGCGCAGCUCGUGCUCCUGGCGCGUGCGCAUUGCGAUGAACCUAAAGGAGAUACCCUACGACAUCAAGCCGAUCAGCCUGAUCAAGUCCGGCGGCGAGCAGCACUGCAACGAGUAUCGCGAGGUCAAUCCCAUGGAGCAGGUGCCAGCUUUGCAGAUCGAUGGACACACCCUUAUCGAGUCGGUGGCCAUUAUGCACUAUCUGGAGGAGACCCGUCCCCAGCGACCCCUGCUGCCACAGGAUGUCCACAAGCGAGCUAAGGUUCGUGAGAUCGUGGAGAUCAUCUGCUCGGGCAUCCAGCCGCUGCAGAACCUCAUUGUGCUCAUCCAUGUCGGCGAGGAGAAGAAGAAGGAGUGGGCCCAGCACUGGAUCACACGCGGCUUCCGGGCUGUAGAGAAGGCACUCUCCACCUCCGCCGGAAAGUACUGCGUCGGUGACGAGAUCUCCAUGGCCGACUGCUGUCUCGUACCUCAGGUUUUCAAUGCCCGCAGAUUCCACGUGGACCUGCGCCCCUAUCCCAUUAUACUGCGCAUCGACCGUGAACUGGAGAGCAAUCCCGCCUUCCGGGCGGCCCACCCAUCCAAUCAACCGGACUGUCCGCCGGAGCUGCCCAACAAAUAGAAUUUUCCGACGCCAACUGCAAAGCGCCGUAAGACGAAAAAGUGAAUUGCAGUUCGUGACCCCCAGGCACAGGACAAACUAAAUACUUAAAUCUGAUCAGCGAGCAGGUGGGCGGAGUAGGGAUUGAACAGAGGACAGAUGACGACGGAGGAGGUUCCAUAAGCAGAAACAGUCGGAUGUGAUUUAAGAAAUUGCUAACAGCAUUUAAAUAUGCAUAAAUGCAUAAAAAUACUAUCGAUAACUUAACGAAAUUCCAACACGAAAUUCAAAUGCAAAAUUCUCAGAGACGGAACGAAAACGGAAACUAAAAAUAAUAAUAAAAAAAAACAAAACUAAA